Molecule: messenger RNA, 1780 nt
Organism: Tachysurus fulvidraco (yellow catfish)
Lineage: Eukaryota; Metazoa; Chordata; Actinopteri; Siluriformes; Bagridae
Exons: 2
Coding region: 712-1638 (308 amino acids)
Source: RefSeq, a predicted model, not a curated record
GUGACCUGUCGUUUGGUUUGCUGGAUGCUGACCGCCUGGGGUGCUGAAAGUGUGACCGUCUUUCCUCGGAUUGCGGUGACAUCAUCGUUGAAUUGCGUGACUGGAACGGCUCAUCUGUGACUGCAAACCUACACAGUCAUGGACAGCUUCUGAGGUCCAGGAGAGAUUGGAUGAGAUGCUUAGGGAACAGAAAGCGACAAAGAGUGUCGUGUGUCAACAAACAGCCAGGGCUCUGGAGCCCAUUGAUGAUCCGACUUCUCUGCCUCCUCAUAGGUCAGUAACAGCCACACCGUCAACCGAUAACACUUUAGACAAAGUUCUGACCAUGUUAGAAAAGACUAUUGUGUGCAAUGCUCAAACUGUUCGUGGUGGUUGGCCUAAGAAUUCUAACAAACUGAGCCGUGAAUGUAAAGUUUGUAAUAGCAAAGACCAUAGUACUACUACUCAUUGCAGGAUGUAUAAUCUCUGUUUUAAAUGUUUUUCUUCUGGACAUAUGAGCUUUAACUGUGAGAAAAUCAUGCCCAAGGAAAACACUGGCAGGCAAGAUAAUGUCGCGUCUCAGGGAAACUAGAGAGCCUCCAUUGGGGGGAGGGCAAUGUGGGGCAUGAUGAUAGUUCCUCCUUAAACGCUGAUGUUGAAUCGGUUUAUUCAUUUUAUUGUGAGAGUGUAGGCAAAGAUAAAACUGUGAUUUUUCAAAAUACUAUUCAGUCAAUGCAGAGUGACAGUCUGUUCUACACCAGUGUUUUGGUACAGGACAAGGUUUGUCUUAAGGGAAUGCUGGACAGUGGCUCUAUGGCGACUACCUUGAGUGCUAGUGUGGUGCCUCAACUAAGAGAAGCCGGAGUCCUGGAUCAGGAGUUGUUUCCUCCGUCAGACAUUGUCCUGGUUGGGUGCGGUGGGAAGCAGACUAGUCCUGCAGGUAUGUGUGAUCUGAAACUUGAGGUGUACGGAUUCAGUUUUAGUGUACCAGUCCUUAUUGUGAGUGGACAAGUAGACCAGCUUAUCAUUGGCACUAAUGUACUGAAACCCCUGAUCAGAGAGAUGAAAUCAAAUGAGGGAUUUUGGAGAGUUCUAGAUAAACCAGACCAAUCAAAUCAGAGCGAAGACUGUCAGUUUCUGCGUAAGCUUUCGUGCAUCAAGAGAUGGAGGGGUAGUACUAUCCCGGACAAAGUUGGUACUUUAAAGUCUAAGUCUGCCGUGGUUUUGCAGCCGAUGAGCGAACACCUUGUCUGGGGUCGACUACCACCAGGGCUAAAACUCUCAGUGGGCAGCACGGUUGUAAUUGAACCUAGUACUUCUCGCUGUGUCCACCGUAAUGUGCUUAUCGGUAGAGUAAUCUCUCCCUUAUGGGGCGACGGUUGGCUCCCGGUGAAAAUGAUAAACCCGACGAACUCAGAAAUUGUGCUGCGCAAAAAUGCGAAAUUGGGUGAUGUCUACCCAUGCAUUGCUUUGGAAGAUUUUGAUAAUGUGCAAGGACAACGAGUUUUCCAGAACGUAGCCAUGAACAGCGGUAGUGCAUGUGGUAGUUUGUCAGCAAAGAGCUCAGUGUCUGGUGCUAAUCACUUCAAUGACAUUAGUUUGGAUGAACUGGGCCUAAAUGACUUAAACUUAAAUGACUGUGAGGUGUCGCCCUUUUAAAGAAGCAAGCUCAUUGAUCUGAUAAAGAAAUAUGAGUGUGUUUUCUCUAGGCAUUCGUUGGAUUGCGGUGAAGCGAAGGGGUUUUGUCACCGCAUUCGGUUGACCGAUGACAAACCCUUCCAGUUACCGUAUCGCAGAGUUU